GCGCCGCACAGCUCAUAUUGAAUAUACUAAAAAGUACUCCAAAACCUAAACCUAAUUCACUAAAACUUAAUUCAGCGCCUCCUCACUUCAGUCCUCAACCUCUCAUUCCUCAAAUCAGUGCCGCACAGCUCCCGCCUGCACCUGAACCUCGUCGCCCCACCCCCGCCGCAGAUCUGCGCUUGCACCGCGCCGCCUGCACCUGAACCUCGUCGCCCCACCCCCGCCGUAGAUCUGCGCUUGCACCGCGCCGCCUGCACCUGAACCUCGUCGCCCCACCCCCGCCGCAGAUCUGCGCUUGCACCGCGCCGCCUGCACCUGAACCGCGUAGCCUGCACCGCGCCGCUCGUCGCGCCUGCAUCUGCACCGCGUCGCCGCGGAGAAGUCGGAAUCGCGGGAGCAGCGGCGCGGAAUCUACCUCCCCUCCACCGUAGCGCCGUUUCGCCGUUCCGCUUUCUCCGCCUCCACUGUAGCCUUCUUUCGCCGUUUCGCCGUCUGCCUCCCUUCCAUCGCCUCUACCGGUGCGGCGCCAGAUCCGUCCUGCUGCCAUUGUUGAGGUAAGUGUCGGUUAUUCUAAAAGAGGAAUGCAAAUUUCAGAAGUAUAGACUUUGACUUAAAGCUUCUUCUUGGAAUUGCUGAAAUUAUUUUAUGGAGCCAAAUGACCCCGAGGAAGAGGAGUUCGGGUUCUCAAGAAACUACUUUUUAACAAAAGAAUUGUGCAGUUCUGGCAAGAAAUCAGCGUGCAAAGUUUCUGAUAUCAAUCUCGUAGACGAGCAGGAAUUAAGAGAAGCAUAUGCUAAACUUGAGUUCAAGCACGAGAAAGAGAUCAAUGCUCUUGUAGAAAGUUACAAGAAGUUGUAUACUGAAUGGGUUUUUAUGUUAAGGUGUGGAUUUGGGCUUCUGUUGUAUGGUUUUGGGUCAAAGAAGGGGUUGAUAGAAGACUUUGCUUCAACGGCAUUAACUGAUUAUUCUGUUGUAGUGAUCAAUGGAUAUCUUCAGUCAAUCAAUCUUAAACAGGUUACAGUUACAUUAGCUGAACUUCUGUGGGAGCGGUUGAAAACCCAAAGGAAAUUGGAAAAUCAUCUUAAGAACCAGCAACCAUUUCAUACCCAAUCCAUGGAUGAUCUUAUUUCAUUUCUGGAUGGCCCACAUUUGGAGGAUGGUGAAUCUUUUAUUUGUGUUGUGGUGAACAAUAUUGACGGGCCCUGUUUGCGUGAUUCAGAGUCUCAGCAAUUUCUGGCUAGACUUGCAGCUUGUUCUCAUAUUCUCAUGGUGGCUUCCAUUGAUCAUGUGAAUGCACCUUUAUUAUGGAACAAGAAGAUGGUACACACCGAGUUCAAUUGGUACUGGUACCACGUUCCUACCUAUGCACCCUACAAGGUCGAAGGAAUAUUCUUUCCUCCGAUUCUAGCUCACAGUGGCAGCACACAAACUGUGAAGACGGCUUCAAUAGUUUUACAGAGUUUGACGCCAAAUGCUCAAAACGUGUUCAAAGUUGUUGUCGAUCAUCAGCUAGCCAAUCCUGAUGGAGAAGGCAAGUGGUUAAGUCUUACUGUGAAUUACUACAUAUGCCUUUGCAUAACAAAUGUGAUGUUUUUUUCCCUUGCAGGAAUGCCAUUGAACAAUUUAUACACAGUAUGCCGAGAGCGUUUUCUGGUGAGUAGCCAAAUUACUCUAAAUGCUCAUCUCACAGAAUUCAAGGAUCACGAAUUGGUGAAGACGAGAAGAAACGCAGAUGGUGAAGACUGCUUGUACAUUCCUCUCACGAGCGACACGCUUCAAAAACUUGUACAUGAGAUUAGCCAAUAGAAGAUAUAGAGCACUACUUACUAUGUAUGUCCAUUUGCUGAAAUUUGUACUCUAGCUUCUGGCAUUUCAGCAAUUUUCAGCUUGUUUGAUAUUUUAUUAACUUAUGAUGUUGGGCUUUGAUCACAUUGCUUUAUAAUAUCAUCUACUACUCUCAAA
Salvia miltiorrhiza (redroot sage) is the source of this 1962-nucleotide messenger RNA. Its product is annotated as origin of replication complex subunit 2-like. Bases 646 to 1806 code for a protein of 386 amino acids. The transcript has 7 exons. The record is from RefSeq and is a predicted model, not a curated record. Gene Ontology annotation, cellular component: nucleus; nuclear origin of replication recognition complex. Lineage: Eukaryota; Viridiplantae; Streptophyta; Magnoliopsida; Lamiales; Lamiaceae. Gene Ontology annotation, molecular function: DNA replication origin binding. Gene Ontology annotation, biological process: DNA replication.